UCGCGCUCUCACCACCAAAACUGCCUCCUUUUUUUGUCCUUUCUCUCUCUCGCUCGCUCGCUCCCAUGGCGAUGGCCGCUAUUGGCCUCCACCAGCAGCUCCUUUGCUGCCCAGGGUCACGAGCCUUGUCCUCCUAUAGACCUUGUCUCAGAUCCCAAAAGAGUCGUCUCGUCCUCGUGGCCUCCUCCUCCUCUCCGCCGUCUCCCUCCUCGGAAACCAGCGCUCAGACCGCCGAGUCUUGUGUCAACUUGGGCCUUUCCCUUUUCUCCAAAGGAAGGGUAAAGGAUGCUCUCAUGCAGUUUGAAAAUGCACUUUCUUUGAAUCCAAAACCCAUUGAAGCUCAAGCAGCACUGUAUAACAAAGCCUGCUGCCAUGCAUACAGAGGGGAAGGUAGGAAAGCUGCAGAAUGUUUGCGAACUGCUUUGCGAGAUUACAAUCUCAAGUUCGGCACUAUUCUCAACGAUCCUGACUUAGCCUCAUUUAGAGCUUUGCCGGAAUUUAAGGAAUUACAGGAAGAGGCCAGGCUGGGAGGUGAAGAUAUAGGAUAUGGAUUUCGAAGAGACCUCAAACUUAUUAGUGAAGUUCAGGCACCAUUUCGUGGUGUUAGAAGAUUCUUCUAUGUGGCACUUACAGCUGCUGCAGGAAUUUCAAUGUUUUUUACUGUUCCCAGACUCCUUCGUGCAAUUAAAGGUGGUGAUGAUGCUCCUGAUAUCUGGGAGACUGCUGGAAAUGCUGCCAUUAACAUUGGAGGCAUCAUUGUUCUUGUGGCAUUGUUCAUCUGGGACAAUAGAAAAGAAGAGGAACAGAUUGCUCAGAUUUCACGAGAUGAGACUCUCUCGAGAUUGCCUGUGCGCCUUUCAACCAAUAGGAUUGUUGAACUCGUGCAACUCCGAGACACUGCUAGGCCAGUUAUUCUGGCAGGGAAUAAGGAGACAGUGUCUAGAGCUAUUGAAAAGGCUGAGAGAUUCCGAACUGAACUGCUUAAACGGGGUGUUCUUCUGAUUCCUGUUAUCUGGGGUGACUACAGACGAACUUCUGUUGAGAAAAAAGGCUUUGGUCUUCCUUCAAAAGCUGCUGCCUCUGUUCCUUCUAUUGGGGAGGACUUUGAAAAGCGAACUCAAUCUAUAGUUGCAAAAACACGCCUGAAAUCUGAAGUGCGCUUCAAAGCUGAGAUUGUAUCACCUAAUGAAUGGCAAAGGUGGAUACGUGAUCAACAAAAAUCAGAGGGUGUUACUCCUGGUGAUGAUGUUUACAUAAUUCUACGUCUAGAUGGCCGUGUUCGAAGAUCAGGAAAGGGCAUGCCUGAUUGGCAACAGAUUGUCAAGGAGCUGCCCCCACUGGAAGAUCUGCUCAGCAAACUAGAAAGAUGAAUUAUAUACACAAUUGAGGAACCACACAUGUUGGAAACAUACAUUCCCGGUACCAUGCCUUGCCAGUGAAUACUCAUCUGCCAUCUCUCAUCAGAAGCUCCUCAUUUUGUGACAUAUUUAAUCAUCAUUCUUGUAUUCAACUUCUUGAGCAGUCAUAUCAUAAUGACAAUUCAACCCAAAUUUUUAGAUUUUCAUAUGAUCCUAGUCUCAGAUAGCUUUAGUUCUUUUAAGUUAUGGAUAGAUUUAGAUCUGUACAAUCAAAUAGAUGAGAUAAAUGGAUUGAGAGAUAACUGCUAUGCAGUUUUACUGAUCGGAAAUUGAAAACAUCCUAGUGGUGUGUAAGCAGUACUUUAUUUUGUUUUCUUUUUCAAUGGGAGAAAAAGUUAAUGGAGCAGGCAAUUAAGAUGA
Messenger RNA from Phoenix dactylifera (date palm), 1778 nucleotides. RefSeq names its product tetratricopeptide repeat (TPR)-containing protein (gene LPA1). Gene Ontology annotation, biological process: photosystem II oxygen evolving complex assembly. Gene Ontology annotation, cellular component: chloroplast. The record is from RefSeq and is a predicted model, not a curated record. Lineage: Eukaryota; Viridiplantae; Streptophyta; Magnoliopsida; Arecales; Arecaceae. Gene Ontology annotation, molecular function: protein binding.